AUGGCGUCGCCGCCUCUCGACAGUGGCCCUAUCUCAGACUCUCUUCCUCCGUCUACUGCAGCGCUAGCUGCGCCCAAUUCGCUGCUAGAACUCGAACCCGGCAAGGCUUCCCCCCUCUCCCCGACGAAACCCCAACCUGCACACAUUCACUGCCCUUCACCUUCUGCUGCAGAUGCUCUUGCUACGGCUGGAGAGUUCUGCUUCAGCAGAGCUCAGGGGCCCCAGGGGCCCCAGGCAGGAGGAGAAAGCCGGGGGGCCCCGAUUAAGGCGGAAACUGCGGAGCGUCUGCACGCCUCUGAUCCGUUCUCUAGCUUCUUCGAGCAGCCCCGAUUAAGGCGGAAACUGCGGAGCGUCUGCACGCCUCUGAUCCGUUCUCUAGCUUCUUCGAGCAGUCCGAGCCUUCAACAGUUUUGCGAGCCCGUAAAGAAAGAGGUGCAGGAUGAGAGGCGGUCUAGCUCCACUGACGCCUCUGCCUCUCCCCUAGACUCCGCUUAUACCACCAGUAGAAGCAGCUCUUCUCUGCUGCCUGAGGGCGUCUCAGCUGUAGGAGAGGGGAAACUGGUGCAAGUCGAAGGCCCCAGCCGCUGCUCCCCCCUGGAGUUCUAUGACAUCGCCGCUGCGUGCCAGCAGACUACAGACCUAGCCGCAGCUGCUCUCACCAUACCAACCAGCCCCCCAGCAUCAGCAACAACAACAACAGCAGCAACAGCAGCAACAGCAGCAACAGCAGCAGCAGCUGAAAAAACCCCCCCAGCACUGGGCGCUGGCGAGACCCCGUCUGUAGAUAGUCCUGCUGCAGAAACUGCAGCUGCAGUAGCAGCAGAAGGAGCAGCACCCUCAUCAGAAGCAGAAACAGCAGGAGCAGCACCAGCACCAGCAGCAGCAGCAGCAGCAGCAGCAGCAGGAGCAGCAGCAGCAGACUGGGUGGGUGAAUUGGGUUCUAGGGGCUGCAUGCAGUGGCCCUUUGAGAGCAGCGUGCGGCCAUGGGCCGACGUCAGCGAGGCCCCCCGCGAGCGAGCAGAGGGGGCGAGCACCGCGCAGCUGGAGGACCUGCCUAAGAAACGCAUAUGGGUUAUUCACAGGGGUGUAUGUACACCUGUGUCCUGGUACGCGGACACGAGCGCGGAGGACGUGAAGAUGGCGGUGUUGUGCGCAUGCGAUGUACUAGCAGAUGACGUGGAGGCCCUCGAGGCCUCUGCUGCUGCUGACGGGUUUUGUCUCCGCCUUAUACAGCCGCUGCCAGACCGUGCGGAUGUGGACGAGGCGGGUUUAUUCAGAGAUGUGAAAACCCUCACCCUUCGCUGCAGACUGCCUUCAAGCGAGGGGGCCCCCGAGGGCCCCGAGGGUACUGGGGGCCCCUGGGGCCCCCUUCCCGCUGCAGGACUUGUGCAUGCAGCUGAAGGUAUCGAGGCAGCAGCAGAAGAGGCAAAGACAACGGCCGAAGCACAAACUGCAGCACCAGAAGGAGAAGCUGCAGCAGAAGCACCAGCAACAUCAGAAGCAGCAGCAGCAGCAGCAGCAGCAGCAGCAGAUGAGACAGAAACAGGCGAUGAAGUGUCGGUGGUGGUGAUGCUGGGGCCCCGGGUCUUCGCGCAGGACUUUGGGGGCCUGCAAGAGGGGGGAGCCUACGUACUGGAGCUGCAGCCUACGGGGGCCCCUGAGGAGGUGCAGCAGCAGCAGCAGCGACAGCAGCAGGAGCUGCAGCAGCUGAGGCAGCAAGUAGGAGACAAAUGGCGACGGCUUGCUGUUGAAGUGGAACCCCUCAGGCAUAUCGAGGCACAGAAAGCGGUGAUGCAGAUGCGCAGAGGGACGAAUCUACUGAAGCACACGCGUUACGGGUGCCCUCAUCUGCGUCAGUUUCAGCUGUCUGCUGACUGCCGCCGUUUGCUGUGGUACAGCAGCAGCAAAGGGAGAGCAGCAGCAACAAUAUGCUGGCAGCAGAUAGAGGGUUUAGUAUUGGGGCAGAAAUCUAUAAACUUUUUAUCUUAUCGUAUACCUUCACUGCAGCAUCUUAGUUUCUCUCUUGUAUUUAAACAUGAAAAAACUUUUCUUGAUAAAGCUGCUGCUGCUGCUGCUGCUGCUGCUGCAGCAGCAGCACCUGCUGCUGCUGCUGCUGUUGCUGCUGCUACUGCUGCUGCUACUCCUCCCCCUCCUCCUCCCCCUACUGAUACUGUUGUGCUGCCCCCAUCGUGGCUGGAGACAGCUCCGCGUACACUCGACUUAACCUGCAAAGACGAAGCAGAGUUUGACUUUUGGGUUGCCGGCUGCAAGGCCCUCAUUGCUGCAGCAAAAGGAAUUAAGCUAUCCAAGCUGCAGCUGCUUUCUCACUCACGUAGAUUUCUCCGCGCAGUGGAGAGGUGUGAGGCGACGGUGCAGCUAACAAAGCUGCCGGAGACGGCCAACCGCGCGGGGCUGCAGGACUGCAUGGAGCUGCCCUGGCACCCCCCUGAAGAACUCGAAAAGAAGUAUGAGGAGCAAAUCCUUCGCGUUGAGGCCGCUGCCGAGGAGGUGAGCUGA
Eimeria mitis is the source of this 2517-nucleotide messenger RNA. RefSeq lists its product as uncharacterized. Lineage: Eukaryota; Apicomplexa; Conoidasida; Eucoccidiorida; Eimeriidae. The record is from RefSeq and is a predicted model, not a curated record.